AAUAAUUAACGUUGUAAAAUAAACGCAUUUUUAUUAAUAUCGCGUGACGUAACUUAUAUCCUUAAAUCUAUGCCAUAAGCAUGUGUCUGUGUUUGUUUUAAAUUUCGCUCGAUAUUACGAGAUUUAUUGCAGAUGCAAAAUGCCUGCGAGGAGUUGAUACAUCGUCAAAUUUAGAAAAUUUUUCCCAGCCGGUUCGCGGUGAUCCACGCGUUUCACUUGAAGGGGCGUUCGUGAAAUUUUUUAGGUUGACAUUUGUGGUGUGUGAAAAUUUGUAAUUUUGCUCUUAAUUUUCUUGGAAUAAACUUGUCUUACCCGCAUUUUGAUAUUUAAAUAUGUCGAUGCUGUAAGUCCCACAUGAAUUUGUCAAACCCCGCACUUGUGUAAGAAGGAAUGCUGAUCUAUAGUGAAUAUUUAUUGUACAUGGGAUGAACGAGGAGGAUUUGAUAAGAAGAUCAUCCGAAGAGCGGGAAAAAAUAUUCAGACGAUAUGAACGCGGACGAGAAGAGGGCGCCGAAAUUGAUCCGUGGGAGGAUCCGUCGUUUGAGGUGUACCACGCGACAGAUCGCUACGGAUUUAUUCACGAUAAACGCCUGUCAUCCAAAGUGGACCCGCAGGAAGCAAAAAGGAAUCAGAUCGAAUUAGAACGUGUGAAAAAGUGGUUAAAAAUGUUAAAAUCGUGGAACAGUAGUGUGAGUAAAGAGAAAUUACACAAACGUAUAUACAAGGGUAUACCGAACUCGCUUCGGCCCCAAGUUUGGUGUAAACUGCUGAAUUUGGAGAAGAUUAAAAGUGAGAAUAAGGGAACGUACGCGGAAAUGACAAGAUUGGCAAGGUUACAUUCGACCGACGCUCGACAAAUCGAUUCAGAUGUUAAUAGACAAUUUCGCGAACACAUUAUUUAUAGGGAGAGGUAUGGGAUUAAGCAACAAUCUCUAUAUAACGUUUUAACUGCGUAUGCCAUGUAUAAUUCUGAGGUCGGUUAUUGUCAAGGAAUGUCCGGACUCGCCGGCGUUUUAUUAAUGUACAUGGACGAGGAGGAUGCAUUUUGGGCAACCCACGUUUUACUGACGGGCCAGAAAUACAUGAUGCACGGUUUGUACAAGGAAGGCUUCCCGAAGUUAACAAGAUUUUUGGCCCAUCACGAUCGUAUUUUACAUAAGUUUAUGCCCAAGUUAAAGAAACACUUCGACAAGCACGGGCUCGACUCAAUCUUGUACUCGUUGAAAUGGUUUUUUGUCUGUUUUGUCGAACGCGUACCGUUCAGUUUAUGCCUCAGAAUUUGGGACAUAUACUUAUUAGAUGGGGAACGUGUGAUAACCGCAAUGGCUUUUACAAUACUUAAAUUGCAUAAACGUAACAUAACGAAACUUCACGAUAUGGACUCUAUUGUGCACUUUAUACAGGUGAAACUGUACAAAGACUUCAUGUACGACGACGAUACUGUGAUACAAUCGCUAGAAAAAACAAUCGACGAAUUGAAAAGGUCCAAACUGGAUCAUCCCGGUCCGCCGUUAAAAGACGAGAUACCAAGUCGACCGUUUGGCGUUCUAAUGCAGCCGUCUUUCGAACAGAUCGUCGGACGUCGCGCCGAGAAAUUCACCGAAAAGGAGCAGACGACCAACGAGAUCGUUACGAUGAGACGGGAGGAGGCUAGGGACGCUUUGGAGAAAGAGAGUAGAGAGUCCCAGCUAUCGGUUGGAGACUCGUGCGGAUUGGCAGAGGGAGCAAGUGAUUUACUAAGCCUUCAAGAAUUCAUAUGGGAAGACUAUUGUGUCGGCUCCAAGUUUUCCUUCGAUCCCAGUAUCGACGACGCAAGCUCAUUGCUAGACUGCCAACAUACCGGCUCGCGACGCUCCCUAGCGGACACCAGCGUAACCUCGACCGCCGACCUCUCAGUAUUCUCGACCAUCACACGUUCUCAGGCGCACGAAAAUAGCCUGGACACGCAUAGCAAUAUAUCCGAGAGUUCGGUAGGCGCGAUCAGUUCGGUCGGUUCGGGAAUAAUGCAAUCAGGUAGUAUACAAAAGCAACCUCUCAGUUCGCACUCGACACCGAGAGCGACGCCUCACAAUCCCAGUCCGGACGUCGUGCGAAUCUACGUACCUUACUCCCCCACCGACACGCCGACGGUCAGUCCGCAAAACGGCGAUGUUAUACAUAAGUCGCCGCCGACCUCCUUUCCCGAAGGGAAUAAGAUAAGGAUAAGGAUCGACAAUGAUGAUUUUCCCACUCCCCUAGUCGAACACGGGAAAAUCAAGCAUUUCAGAAUCGAACAUCACGAAAUUGAUUUGAAGUAGCAUUAUUUCUUUUUGUGUCGAUAUUGUCUAGGGCUGUGUUGUCCGAACGCAUUUAUUUUUUUUCUCAUUAACGCUUUGGUCAAAGACAGUUGUAAAAUACAAGUGCUCAAGCGGCGAUUUUGCAAAUUUGCUUUUGAGAAAACCCCAUAUCUUAUUAUGUUUGAGCAAAACGGUUGUUCUUCCAUAUCGCAUGCAAAAUUGAAACAUUGCCAAAAGUGAUAAACAUUGGUAUGCGAGUAUACUUCGACUAGUUUUAAAUUGGUAAGUGGAAUUAAACGUCAAGUCUCUGUACGUAAUUUGACAAUAGCCAUAUCGGGACUUAUAUUUUUAGAUCGUACUUGGCAAUUUUUCAUCGAUUUCUCUAGUCUAUUUGGAAGAUUACUAUCGUCAAUUCGGUUUUCUUGCAAGAAAACUUUGUUUUUGAUACUUCUAUUAUUCCAAGAUGGUCAGAUGUAUAUUUUUUGACAUAAGACGACGGUAUUAUUUAUUAAAUUCAUUCCACCUUAGUAUUAUAUUUAUUUUUGCAAUCUAAUAACAGAGGCAGAAUAUCUCUGCAAACAUAUGAAUAAAGUUGUAUAUCUGUGUAAAUGUAAGUAACACUUUUAGUAAUGAAAUCAUUAAAUAGUGCCA
Messenger RNA from Photinus pyralis (common eastern firefly), 2927 nucleotides. RefSeq names its product USP6 N-terminal-like protein (gene RN-tre). NCBI's taxonomy places the organism in Eukaryota, Metazoa, Arthropoda, Insecta, Coleoptera, Lampyridae. The transcript is spliced from 8 exons. The record is from RefSeq and is a predicted model, not a curated record. Bases 426 to 2297 code for a protein of 623 amino acids.